ACGAUGCGUAUCUACUGACUGGCCUGAACAUAGAGGAGAUUUACCCGGAGACAAAUAGUUUUAUCACAUAUGAUGGAUCAAUGACCAUCCCUCCAUGCUUCGAGACCGCCACAUGGAUCCUGAUGAACAAGCCGGUGUACCUCACUCGCAUGCAGAUGCACUCCUUGCGGCUGCUGAGCCAGAACCAGCCGUCUCAGAUCUUCCUGAGCAUGAGCGACAACGUCCGCCCGGUCCAGCCGCUCAACAACCGCUGCAUCCGCACCAACAUCAACUUCAGCAUGCAGGGCAAAGACUGCCCCAACAACAGGGCUCAGAAGCUCCAGUACCGAG
Messenger RNA from Plectropomus leopardus (leopard coralgrouper), 330 nucleotides. The record is from RefSeq and is a predicted model, not a curated record. Lineage: Eukaryota; Metazoa; Chordata; Actinopteri; Perciformes; Serranidae.